GCUCUGGCAACUCUUUCCAGCUUGGUAGUUGGUAGGGCUCCCUCCAAACAGCAGCGGCAGUUCUGUUUGAGCCUGAGGUAGAAUUCUAGAUCUAGCGAACACUUAACAGUAAACGCACCUCCUUGAAUGGAAGAGCGCUGAGGCGAGCGAAGGAGCUAAAUAUCCUGUUUCUCAGAUUGUAGAGGUGAUGGUCAUGGGAGUGGGCAACAUCUGGCUACCCUGAGAGAGGCAGCACUUGCUCUGGACCUCUCUACCAAAGAUGGCGGGAGGUGGCUUCAGAAUGGAGCAUGCCCACACGCUGCUCCUCAACGAGGAGGCCUGUGGACAGCUAGGGGAGCACCAGCGGGCCGAGUUUGUGUACGAGUGGCUGCGCUUCCUCAAGAAGCUGCUGCCCACCAUAGACCGAGCGGACGUGAAACAGAAGCAGAAGCGCCUGGUGGAGCAGCUGCUGGCCGUGCUAACGGGCUCCCCAGGCCCCCCCGCACGCUGGCUCUUGGCCCAGUGCCUGGCGCUGGUGUACCGCUACGGAGACUCGCUCAGCGCAUCGCUGGCCCUGGACCGCUGCAGCGACAUCAUCCGCAGCAAGGACGACUCGCCCAGCGCACUGCCCACCCGCCUUGCGGCCAUCACUUGCGUGGGAGCGCUGUAUGAGCAGCUGGGUCGUCUCCUCAUCAGCUCGUUUAAGGACUCAGUCGGGACCCUCUUAAAAGCCAUAAAGAGCGCUGAGUCUCAGGGGCGCCAUGAGAUCAUGCUGAGCGUGGAGCGUAUCCUGCGGGGCCUGGGUGUUAGCGCUGUGCCUUGUCACAGGGACAUCUACAAGGCGGCACGUGCCUGCCUCACUGACCGCUCCAUGGCCGUCCGCUGUGCUGCCGCUAAGUGCCUGCUGGAGCUGCAGCGGGAGGCUGUGUUCCUGUGGAGCUCGGAGUUGGAAGGAGUCACCACGCUCUGCUUCAGGGCCUUUGAGGGCUCCUGCUACGACGUGCGCGUGGCCGUCUCCAAGCUGCUGGGCACCCUGCUGGCCGCCGCCUUACAACCCAAACAGCCUGUUGCUCCCCGUCCAGGCGGGAGGCGUAUGUGUGUGGAGGAGGUGAUGGAGCUUCUUUCGGGUGGGUUCCUGAGAGGGGGGGCUGGUUUCCUACGUGCCAGCGGCGACAUGCUGAAAGGAAGCAGCUCUGUCAGCAGAGACAUCCGUGUGGGCAUCACUCAGGCCUGUGUGGUGUUUGUGUCUGCCCUGGGCAGCGCCUGGCUGGAGCUGAACUUCCCAUCUCUGCUGGCGCUGCUGCUGCAGCUGGUGUCUCACCCGCGCGCCACCCAGAGCCCGGCCGACGCGGCCUGCACGCGCCGCUGUGUGUCCUUCGCCCUGCGCGCCACGCUGGGCACGCUGCUCGGUGAGAAGGCCCAGGUGGCCGCUGCCAAGGAGCUCUGCCGUGCCAUCGGACCCCAGAAGAAGGCUGCAGAAGCGUGUGCAGCAGAGGUUAACCCCGAGGUGUAUUUGAACCAGCACAUCCUGGUGUGUGCCCUCCUGGAGCUGGGCAGCCUACUGCAGGGACUGGGCUCCACGGCCACGCCACUGGUGCAGGACUCCAGCAUAGGUCUUUUGGAUUCGGUCAUCUCCGUGCUUCUCCAUCCCAGUGCGUCGGCCCGCUUGGCGGCUGCUUGGUGCCUGCGUUGCGUGGCCGUGGCGAUGCCAGCUCAGGCGGCAGUGCUGCUGGACCGCUGCGUUGAAAGGCUGACAGCGCUGAAGUCCUGCCCAGAGGCGGUGGCGGGCUACAGUGCAGCUGUCGCCGCCCUGCUGGGAGCUGUCCAGCAGUGUCCUCUGGGAAUACCCCACAGCAAGGGCAAGAUGGUGCUGGAGCUGGCUGAGGAUCUCCUGCGCUCAGCUGCCCAGAAUAGCCGCAUCUCCAUGCAGAGGGCUCAGGGAGGUUGGCUGCUGCUGGCUGCCCUCAACACACUUGGCCCUGCAGUUGUGGGGGAUCUGUUGGGGCGGCAGUUGCUGCUGCUCAGGUGUGCCUUCCCCCCGUCCGUGCGGGAGCUGGAGUCCGAGCUGCGGCGAGGAGACAGCUUCACCUGGCAGGUGACCCUGGAGGGCCGGGCUGGAGCUCUGAACGCUCUGAAGAGUCUGGUCUCAUGCUGUGGAGAGCUGCUGACCGAUGAGGUGUGGACUCGCCUACAGACGCCCCUGUCCUGUGCUGUUGCUCUGCUCAACCACUUGCCCACAGUGGUGAAGUCCUACGGCAACCAGGUGAAGAAUGCUACCACACUCUACAGGCUCCGAGUGUAUGAGGUCCUUGUGCUGCUGCCCCCUGAGACAUACACAGAGGGUCUGGGCUCCCUGUUGAGGCAGCUGGUGUGUGAUCUGACGGGAGAGAACCCGUCCUGCUGCGAGCUGCUCCUGCUGCCGCCCCUCUGCCAUCCCACUGACCUCACCCUGACCGGCAGCACCGCGCACGACACCGACCAGCGCUACAUCGAGGAGCAGCUCCAGAGUGGCAGCCUUGGCAUUGGCACACUAGAGUACGACCCUUUCACCAUCUUCCAGACCUCUCAGGAUGCCCCUGCGCCCGUGCCAGCCACCACCGCCCUCACCAACGCCACCAUUCAGCUGUUUGGUGUCAUCUUCCCCCAGCUGGCCACCCCACACAGGGCUCAGACUCUGGAGCAGCUUGGUGAAGCCCUGCGGCAGCUGAAGGGAGCUCGUCAGCUGACCGCACAGAUCCUGGUGACCUCUGCCCUCUGCUGCGCCCUCAAGGCAUUGGGCAUCGGGCGAGCAGGCCUUGGGGGUGAGGAGGUGUGUAAGCCUGCACGCUCUCUCCUCUGGGGGGCGCUGGAGAGUCCUAAUGGGCUGCUGCGCUGUGUCGCUGCCGAGGGCUCCGCCCGACUGGUGCAGGCGGUGAAUGACUCAGCCUUUACGGCCUCCAUGACCAUGGCCAGUGUUGACAAGUUGAAAGCGGCACGGGACGCCGUGUCACGGGCGGGGCACGCUCUGUGUCUGGCUGCUCUACAGCGCUACACUGGGGGCAUCAGCUCCUCCCAGCAGCUCGGCACCUCGGUGGGGGUCCUGUUCCCCCUCGCCCAGGACACCAGCUCGCCUGAGCUACAGACGUGGUCAGUUCAUGCUCUGGCCGUGCUGGUCGACCUGUCGGGCCCUCUGUACCGCGUGCAUGUGGAGCCCAGUCUGUCUCUAGUGCUGCGUCUGCUCCUGUCCUCCCCAUACACCCACACCCACACGGAGCUGCACCUCAGCCUGGCCCUCUGCCUCCAUCAGCUCAUCACCACCGUGGGGCCGGACCUACAGGAAGAGAGUGAGGGCGUGUGCUCCCUGCGGCGCGUGUGCCUGACGGCCUGCACGCUGCUCCAGGACAGCCAGGAGUGUCUGCUGCAGGCCCAGGCCAUCUCCUGCCUGCAGCAGCUGCACCUCUUCGCUCCCAAGCACCUCAACCUGGCCCAGCUGGUGCCCAGCCUGUGUGAGGUGUUGUUGGAUUACUCAGUAUUGGUGAAUAUGUGCAGUUCGUAUCUGUGGCUGCGGCGGGCAGUGGUGGCCUGCCUGAGGCAGCUUGCCCAGCGGGAGGCACUAGAGGUGUGUGAGCAUGCCGUCACCCUGGUCAAGGAGCUGCCACGACGGGACAACACACAACUAGAUGUGACCAUUAAAGAGGUGGGCCUGGAGGGGGCGCUGUUCUGCCUUCUGGACCGUGAGUGGGACCCGCGCUUGUGCCAGGACAUCCGGGAGACGCUGGGCCACAUGCUGAGCUCGGCUGCUACGGGCAAGCUGGCACACUGGCUCAAGCUCUGCAAGGAUGUCUUGCUGGCAUCUGCAGACAGCACAGCUGCAGGCACGCUGGAUCCCCAGCAGGACGACGACCGUGACGACGACUCGUCCGUGUUCUAUGCGCGUGCCGAGUCCAAUGGGCCGUUCAGCAGCCUGCGCUGGGCCACGCGCGUCUUUGCCGUGGAGUGUGUGUGCCGUGUGGUGGCGCUGUGUGAGAGUGCCGACCCGGCCCACUUCGACAUGGCUCUGGCCCAGGAGCGCCGCCUGCAGGAGUCCACCGACUUCCUGGUGCUGCACCUGGCCGACCUGAUCCGCAUGGCGUUUGUGGCGGCCACAGACCACAGCCAGCAGCUGCGGCUGGCCGGACUGCAGACUCUCCUGCUGGUCAUCCGCAAGUUCGCCAGUGUCCCCGAGCCCGAGUUCCCCGGACACGGCAUCCUGGAGCAGUACCAGGCCAAUGUGGGAGCUGCCCUCAGACCAGCCUUCACUGCAGAUGCCCCUCCUGAUGUGACCGCAAAAGCCUGCCAGGUGUGCAGUGCGUGGAUCUCCAGCGGGGUGGUGAGCGAGCUGAAGGACGUGCGGCGUGUUCACGAGCUGCUGGUCUCCUCCCUGCAGAGGGUACAGGGGGACCGCGAGGUGCCCAGCCUCCUCUACAACGAGGGCACGGCGGCCAUGGAAACGCUCGCUGUGCUCAAGGCCUGGGCAGAGGUCUACAUCGUGGCCGUCCAGACGGCCAGCCGGAGCGACGCCACAGAGCCGGACGAGGGCGAUGGAGUAGGUCCAGGCGGGCCGCUGGCAGCGGAUGCCAACCUGCUGAGGUUCGUGCAGACGGACCUUCCCACCCUGAGCCGCCUGUGGCUGGCCGCGCUGCAGGACCACGCGCUCCUCACCCUUCCGUCUCAGUACGCCCAGCAGCUGCCUGCCUCAGGCGGUACGUUCUACACGGCGGAAACUCUGGAGCAGGCGCGGCCGCACUACUGCGGCUCGUGGGCGCCCAUCCUGCACGCCAGCGCCCUCUGGCUCAACAGCACAGGUUUCAUCCUGAUGGACGAGGGGCCCGCCAACCUGUCCCGCCCCGUCACGCCCACCUCCAUGGGCCAAUCCGCCUCGCUGAGCAGCGUCAAAUCCCCCGAGGACAUCAACACUGAGCGACUGCACCUCAUACUGGGUAUCAGUGUGGAGUUCCUGUGCUCCCCCCACUCCCAGGACCAGAUGGAGAACAUCACCUCCUGUCUGCAAGCACUGCAGGCCCUGCUGGACGUGCCCUGGCCCCGCGCCAAAGUGGGCAACGAUCAGGCCCUGAGUGUGGAGCUGUUGACGGUGCUGCACAGGCUGAUGGUGACGCGGGAGUCUGUGGAGGUGCAGCUGGCUGUGCUGCAGCUGGUCAGGCAGGUGGUGUGUGCUGCCCAGGAGCACGUCCGAGAGAAACGCCACAGCGCAGAGGUGGAUGACGGGGCAGCGGAGAAGGAGACCCUGCCUGAGUUCGGGGAGGGUCGAGACACGGGUGGCCUGGUGCCGGGCCACUCUCUGGUCUUCGGGGCCCUGGAGCUGUGUCUGUGCGUGCUGCUCAGGAAGCUGCCGCAGCUCAGCCCCCGAUUGGCCGGAGGGAGCCCCACCUCGGGACAGGGGCAACAGGGGGUGCAUGCGGGUCUCAGCACUCCGCUCGAUGCCAGCGACUGCAGGCUGGUGGCAGCAGCCUUGGCCAUCUUGUCAGACCUACCCUCCAUCUGCUCCCCAGAGGGCAGUGUAUGUGUUCUGCCCACGGUGCUGUACCUGCUGGUUGGGGUGCUGUGUGAGCUGGUGCGAGGAGUCGGAGUGCCGGCCGGGGGCCCGCUGGUCUCAGGGGCCCUCCAGGCCCUCCGCAGCGUCCUGUCCACACCGCUGAGCCGUGGCGAGAAGAGCAGAGAAGCCUGGAGCCACCUGCUGCGCUGUGCUCUGCAGACACUACUGGACUGUGGAGACACAGGUAAGGAGGCGUUGGCUGAUGAGGUGACCCUGCUGACAGGCCUCACUAUCUUCCUGCUGUGGGCGAGUCCAGAGGUCACGUCAGCCGAGCCGCUGCAGACGCGCCUCAUUCAGCGCUUCAAGACCAACCUCCAGGCCAAAGACCCCAUGGUCCAAAGGCGAAGCUUCCAGUUGCUGACCUCUGUGUUCCAGAGCCCAGCUGGGGCAUCAGGGUCCUUCAUGCAGGCCCUGGGGGCGGCGGUGGUGGGCUACCUGCGCGAGGUGGAGAACCGGAGGCCCCAGACGCAGGAGGAGCUCCAGGCUGUGCAGGAGGGGGCCAAAGCGCUGGAGGCGUUAGUGCAGGCAGCAGAGGAGACGCACCGCCCCCAGCUGGUAUCCGUGCUGCUGCCUGUCCUCAUCUCCUUCCUGCUGGACGAGAACGCGCUGGCGUCGGCCGCCGGGCCCUCACGCUCGCUGCACGCCUGGGCCCUGCAGGAGCUCAUGCGGCUGGGGCCCCAGCAACCCUCCGUCCUGCGUGACCUCAUGGCCGCGGUGCCCGCCAUGAAAGCCCGCCUCGAGGCGGCCAUUAAGGGCAACCAGGAGCGCUCAAGCACCAAGAGCACGCCGCAGCCGCCUAGCAAGAGCUCGCCCAGCAUCCAACUCAAGACCAACUUCCUGUGAUAUCUGCAUUUUUUUGAAAACCGCUGCAAAAAUAAGAGAGAAGGGGGAGGGCAAACUCGCCGACAUGCUGCACAUCAGAUCACUCAAACUGUAGGAGACAAUAAUACUGUUGUAACUCUAAAAAGGGCACGCACUUCCCUGUGCUGAAUCAUUUUUAAGGUUGUGAGUUUGUCUUUUAAAAAAAUGUAGUUCAUUUUUAUGGCAGUGUGUUAACCUCUAUGAGGACUAUAAUCCAAAUAUGUACUUGUACACUCACCCACUACAGCUGUAGUAUUUUAAACACUAGUACACGCAAUAGGAUAGAUAAGGGAGUACAUUUGCUUCUGAGCAAAAAAUAUAUACGGCAAAAAGAUAUACACUAUUUUUAGAGGACUUUUUUGUUAGUUUUAUUAUUGUCUGCAAAGUUGCCUUCACAAGUGGAAAGGUCCCAUGUAUGUAUGUAUGUGUGUUUGUGUGUAAGUGCGAGAUGCUUUUAUGGGCUUUGUCUGUUACGUUGUGACAGAGUGUAUUGAAGUGGGUUAUGUAAUGUUUUCAUCUGCCCCCUGAAGCCAUCAGCAACACUAAACAGAGCUCCAAUGCUUCCUAGGCGCAGAUAGCUCCUCCGCCCUGCACUCCAAACACACAUGCCGCCUUCUCCUCCACAAUUAUCUCCGCAAUCACAAAGUGAUUGUUUAUUGCAGUGUUUAUAAUUACACUCGCAAGUCGCUUCAUUUGUUUCAUGCAAAAAAGUAAUUUCAAUCAUGCAAGAAAUUAAGUGUGCACUAUACUAUUGCAGUAUUAUUGCUUGGAACAGGAGCAUGAGUCUGUGUCAGAUGUGGUCACCAAAUACAUCUGGUGUGUGUGUGUGUGUGUGUGUGUGUGUGUGGACAGAGAACAGUGAUCAUAGUGAUACAGUACAUCAAUUGGAAUGAUGCUUUAAGAUAGUCAAAUGUGCCGAUGUCCCCAGGACUGAUGAGUCUCUGUAAUGGUCUGUGGAUUUUUAGAGGUUGCAGCCCUGUCCUAUACAAUAUCACAUACGUGUAUUUGAGCUCUGUGUUGGAGAAUCAUUGAUGCAUUGAUUACUGUGUCAUUCACUUAAGUACUGCUUUUUUCAUAACUGGUCAUAACUUGGGCUGACCUUAUUGCUGGACACAUUAUAGGAGAUCUUUUUGAAGAAAUUCUCAUUGCUUCCAAAAAGGGAAAUGAUUAAUGAAUUAAGAUGACUGGUACUGAUUUUAACAUGAAAAGAGAUUAUUUAGGAAUGUUUACACAACAAUGAUCUACAUGUUGUUUAGCAGGGGGUAAUGUAUCGGGAAAUGGACUGUACAACAGACUCGAGGCAGGAUACCUUCCUGCAAUAGGCAGUCUGGCAACAGAGGCACUCUUGACAGCUUCUGUCUCCAGCUGUGUUGGUACUGAGCACUUUUCCUGUGAAAAUGAUGAAUGAUGCAGUAUUUGUAAUGUAUUUCACCAUAUAUUUUGUACACUGUAAAUUGUACAGAUUAAAAAAGAAAUACCAAAAA
This is a messenger RNA of Alosa alosa (allis shad), 7896 nucleotides long. RefSeq names its product HEAT repeat containing 5a (gene heatr5a). The record is from RefSeq and is a predicted model, not a curated record. Gene Ontology annotation, biological process: retrograde transport, endosome to Golgi; intracellular protein localization; endocytosis. Lineage: Eukaryota; Metazoa; Chordata; Actinopteri; Clupeiformes; Clupeidae. The transcript is spliced from 37 exons. Gene Ontology annotation, cellular component: endocytic vesicle; Golgi apparatus; membrane. Bases 260 to 6394 code for a protein of 2044 amino acids.